This is a messenger RNA of Penicillium argentinense, 1641 nucleotides long. RefSeq names its product T6SS phospholipase effector Tle1-like catalytic domain-containing protein. The transcript is spliced from 3 exons. NCBI's taxonomy places the organism in Eukaryota, Fungi, Ascomycota, Eurotiomycetes, Eurotiales, Aspergillaceae. The record is from RefSeq and is a predicted model, not a curated record. The coding region runs from base 1 to 1641 and encodes 546 amino acids.
AUGACCCAAUACGAUACUGGGCGGAUCCCCAAACAGUUUAUCCUGUGCUUCGAUGGCACCGGGAACAAAUUUCAAGGCAACGAGUCGGACAGCAACGUGUUGAAGAUCUUUCGGAUGCUUGACCGUAGCGAUUGCAACCAGUGCCAUUACUACCAACCCGGGAUUGGGACCUAUGUAACCUCGCAGUCGCUCUCGAGCAAGGGCAGGCUGCAGAAGGUGAAAUCGGCCUAUCUCAAGGCCAAGGAUGCCGCCGUCGGUUCGACCUUUGCCGACCAUGUCAUGGGCGGCUACAAGUUUCUCAUGCGCUAUUACUCCCCUGGGGAUGAGUUGUACUUUUUUGGGUUCAGCCGGGGUGCCUACGUCGCCCGCUUUCUGGCUGAGAUGUUAGACUUUGUGGGCCUGCUGGAAAUGGGCAAUGAGGAGCUGGUGCGAUUUGCAUGGAAGACUUUCGCCAAGUGGCAGCAACGCCGCAGCGACAGUAAAUCAUACGAGAAGGAGAAAGAAGAGCACUUCAAGUACAUGAUGGCCUUCCGAGAGACCUUCAGCCGGCCGGUGACGCAGAUUCAGUUCUUGGGUCUCUUUGACACUGUGAACAGCGUCCCGCGGUUUGAAAACCCAUGGCUACAGCGCAGUAAGUUCCCCUAUACCGCCCGGACGUCUGCGAGGGUCAUUCGGCACGCAGUCGGCAUCGACGAGCGACGGGCCAAGUUCCGCCAGGAUCUGGUCUCCGAAGUCAAGCCCAGAGUGGUGUCCCGACACUCGCGACUUCGGCAGCAUCUCCAGCGACAUGGACUCCAUGUCCAUCACCAUGGCCAGUCCGGGGAUCCUACGGACGCCAAACAAGCCACAGAUGAAGCUCCAGGGGACACUGCACAGCAAAAACCGGGUCCGAAUUAUUCGAUUUAUCGGCCAGCUCGCCCGGCUCCUGGUCAAUGGAGGGCUGAUGGCCCCGGGCACGUACGUGAGCGACGGCAAUCUCCCGCGAGGCCACAACAGGAGCGGAGCUACUCUGAUGCUUCGAACAUUUCAGCAGCGGCCGCAAGUGAAUCGUGCGCCUCUGUGGCCACAUCCACCCAUCUUGGGGGCGACAAUGCCACCGGUUGGGACGAAGAAGACGAAGACCUGCCGCAGGACAUCGAGGAGGUCUGGUUUCCCGGGGCGCACGCCGACAUUGGAGGGGCUGGAAGCUCGGAGACGGCGAGGAAUGGGCCUGGCGCCAUGUCCAGCAGAGAGGAGCCAGGUUCCAAUGAUCGAACAGAGAGGAAGGAUUCAAAGUGCCAGGUCGUGACCGAUCCGCAGUUCUGCGAGGCCCUGUGCCGCUCGAGUACGGAUGGACGGCUUCAUGACUGCUUAAAGCUGGGUAAUGGCCUACCACCGAGCUCGGUCCUAUCCUGGAAGCUGAUGGAGUGGAUGCCAUUCCGGCGCAUGGACCUACAGUCGGAUGGUGCCUGGAAACCCAUUCGAUGGCCGCUACCGCGCGGAGAAGUGCGCGACAUGCCCCCAGAUGCCCAAGUCCACGUAUCGGCGAUUCGACGGUUGCAAGCCAAUCCCGACUAUCGACCUGGGAAUUUGAUCAUUGGAGGGGGGGGGACGAGGCGUACAAAAGGCCCCGAAGGAGUACGGCAUUGGAAUGUGGGAUGA